AUGAAUUUUCUGCGCGGAAAUCGAUCGGACACGUCCCAGUUCUGCAAGCUCAGGGUCAUCCUCCUGCUCCCCAAGUCCCACGACGAAGAUGGGGAGAGCGCUCCUCAUCACGGGGGGCUGCCGGCCUGGCCCCCCUCAUCUUCGCCCUCGCCCCCGUCGUCUGCCUCGCCUUCCCCGCCCUCGCCCUCCUCCUCCACGGGCCUGCUACAGCGCCACGACUUCGGCGCCGCGGGGCUCAACAGCAAGGGCACCUACGACUGCGAGUUCCCUCCCAAACUCAGCGUCGAGCAAAUCAAGGCCAACCUCUUCAGCACGAUCCCAGCGCUGUUUCCGCUCUCGCGAAACGAUUUCUAUCUGGCCCUGGCCAAGGAAAUGGUGCUCUACGAAGAGGAGAAGCGGCUGGUGGCGUCUCACGAGGUGGUUGCUGAGAAGUUCUUCAACAAGGAACGGAUAACGGUGUUCCUUCUGCCGAAGGACGAGUGUCCCCCGCCUCCGCAAACGGACAACAGCGCCCUCCCCGAGGAGAAGGAGAUGGAGCGACUCGCCAAGGAAAUCGAGCGCGACGAAUCCGUGUGGUCCACCCGAGAGAUCAUCGUGCGCGCUCCUUCCAAUUUGCCGUGUGUGCCGACUCACGGCAUUUCGGUGGAUGUCUGGGAACAGGGGGAGAGUGGUCUCAGCCCAGCCACUCCCUCGCCGACGACCGGCAGCCGAAGCAUCUUCCAGCGCAAGAAGCCGCUGGCGAUGAGCGUGGACGAGCAACGGAGCGCCGGCACUGCGGCGGCCAUGGCCGCCAGCAAGGCCCUGCGCGGCGAGAUCGCCGAGAAGCCCGAGAAGGUGCGGCGCGGCAGCGUCUUCUCCCGCCGCAGACGCAACAAGGAGCUCAACGACCAGAAGAACUCCGAGCGGCUUGCCGGAGAAUACGCCGGUCGGUUCAUGAGCAGUUCGCGUUCCUACGAUGACCUGAGCCGACCGCGCGAGUACUCCCUCGACAGCGGCGACACCGGCUCGCGAGAGGCCUCUCUCGAUGCGGACGAUUUGGCGUACGGGAAGCAGGGGGCGGACGUGUUCAUGUCGGGCUACCUCGUCAAGCAGGGCGGCAACCGCAAGAACUGGAAGAAGCGAUUCUGCGUCCUCACCGCCGAUUCCAUCCGCUACUACGGCAAGAAGAAGGAUCCCACUCCGAUCGCUGCAAUUCCAUUGGACGAAAUCAUGGCCAUCGCUCGCGCGUUCUCUCUUAUCCGCCUCUUCUGGACCCUCGCCAGAAAGACUCAUUCAUGCCUCACAACACAAACCAGACGGCGCACCUACUACAUGUGCGCGCCCAAUGAAGAGGAUCUGCUGGCCUGGAUGCACGCCACCAAACUGCAGCUCAUCGAGCGCAGGAAAGUCAUGCAAGAGGAAGAGGAGACUGGAGCGGGCAUCGAGGGCUGGCUCACGGUCUGGGUCGUCGUCUCGCCCGGCAAUGAGGCCAACCUCGGCCGCGGGUUCUCCCUGCGGGGCCGAUGGAAACGGUACUGGUGCUUCAUCUCCAAUUCCGACCACUGCCUCUACUACGUCAAGGACCCUUCCACCAAGGACAAGCGCGAGGGCAACUUCCCGCUGCAGGGGGUGACGGUCGAGUUCUCGCAACAGAGACGGUUCUGUUUCUCCCUCAAAUCACAGCAAAAGGUGCUCCUGCUCUCGGCCGACAGUGAGCGCGAGAUGGAGGAGUGGAUGAACGCGAUCUCUCAGCAACCGGUCGAUUGGGAAGGCCGCAAGACCGUCCAGCUGCAGGUCCUCAUGCCCCAAGGCAUCGUUCAAAAGUUGGAUCGGCUCACGUUGGUGCAGACGGCGAACGUUUUGGACGUGCUCUCCCGCAUCCCACCCGAAGAACCCGAAGUGCUCUUCUUCCGCAAAAUGAUGCUCAUCACCCAGAGAGAAGCGCGUCAGUUCGACUCACUGAUGAUCAACCAUUUCCUCCCCGCGCGCCUCGUGCCGGCCGCGCUCGCUGCCUCCGCCUCCGAUUCCGCCUCUUCUCCCUCACCCUUCUCCAUUCCUUCACCGUCUUCCUCCUCUUCUUCUUCGUCGUCAUCUUCGUCGUCUUCGUUCUUGCCGGCGACGCCCUCCUCGCCGCGCGGCGUGGCCGUGGGCGGCGGCUUCUCCUUUGCCGCGCCCGCAAGUACCGGCUCAGUCGCCGUGCCGUCGCCCGCCACCGGCGGGACUGCGCAUUCGGACCUCAUGUCGUCCGGUUUCCUCACCCGCACCAACUCGCUGCCCAACCUGCAGUACAGCAGCCACCACCGCAGCGGCGGCGGCGGCUUAGGCGGUCAGCCCUCGGGGUCGGACCUCAUCGCCACGGCGGCCACGGGGCUGCCGUCUUCGUCGUCGUCAAGUCUGUCGACAGCCCAUACCGCGGUUGCGAUGUCGACAUCACUGUCGUCGGUGCGGACCAUCAGCGGUGGCGGCCGCAAGCUCAACCUGUACUUCCACUUCUUUGAUGUCGACAGCCGCCAGCCAGCCGCACCGACGCCCAGCGAGCGCGGGGGCGGGUCUAGCGGAGGCGCCUCGGGAGACGAUGACGCUGCGGCCGGCAGCGAGUCGACAGAACUGACGACACCGCCCGUGCGGCGGAACGGCGACGUCAGCGCAGGCUUCGGCUACCGCCGGUUCAACACCGAGAUGCUGGUCUCGCGCCAGAACACGCCUCUGCCACCUCCGCCCGUGGCCUCUCGCAACGGUCGCGCGUUCCUGCGGACUGCCACGGGCGGAUCCGCCUCGGACUCAGACGCCGCCGCCGCCUCCCCCGACGGCGCAGACAGCAGCAGCAGCGGCAGCACCCAGCCUGCUCAGAAGAAGCCCGCGACGAGCCUCGUCGAGAGCCUCAAAUUCGAGCGACCCGGGCGUCGCAGUCUCGAAGUCAUGGGUGAGGAAGUAAUCGGAGACCAGCCGGCGUCGCCCCGAGCGACCAACCCGUCGGCGUCGUCGUCAGUGCCAGCCAUCCGGCGCCGACCCAGCGAUGCCGCGGCGCGAGGCAGCAACAACAUGCUCUCCGCGAGCCAUCGCAACUUCUCGCCACACACGAAGCUGUCGCUUGCAAUCAAUCCCGAUGCCACCAUCGCCACCGCAAUCGCAGAGGUGAUGAGCAAGUACCAGCGCAUCUACAAGAAAAAACAGCCGUCCGAGCUUGAGCCGGAGUCGCUGGACGAGACCAAGCGUGCUGAGCUGGGCAAAUUCAUCCUGCAAGUGAAAGGGCGACGCGAAUACGUCUUCGACUCGAACGACACCACGAUCGCGCAGCUGGCGUACGUGGCCAACUGUCUGGCGCACUGGGACAAGAUCGAGUUCGUCAUUCGCGAGAGGUCCGCCCUCAGCGGCCACAUCGAUGACAAGAUCAAGUACUACAAGGAGCGGGUGAAGCAAACGACUCCUCGCAGUCGCAAGGGCGAGGACUCGCCGCAGGGAACGCGCAGCCGCCGAGUGGCCGGCCGCUGGAACCCGGCAACGGCAACGGCGACCGCAGGGGCAGGCACAGUCGCUGCCGCACCGGCCACGUCCCCGCCCGACUCGGACGCGGCCGUGGAGGUGGACACAAGCGACUCUGCGCAGGACGUCGGUGAGAGGGAACGACAGGAGAGCAACGACGACGACGAGCCCUCGGUGGAGAUCGUCGAGCAUCAGUGCUACGAUGUCGACGGCCUUGACGACGUGCCGCUGGUGCUCAAGAUCCUGGGCGUCGAACAGCAGCAGGCCGAAAUCUUCGACGUCAACCCCAACAUGUCGGUCUCUGUCGAGUGCGGACUAUAUUAUGGCCCCAUGCAGCUGGGCAUCUACCGAACGGAGCGCAUGCGCAAGGUGAACGCCUGGUCCGAUCGCCCGCAGGUCUUCCACACCCACCUUCCCCUGUCGCACAUCCCCAAGGAAACGAGAGCGUGCUUCCGCUUGAUCGCCUACCAAGGCAAGGACGAGUGGGCCAUCGGUUGGGGCAAUGUGGCGCUGUUCGACCAUGCCGGCAGGUUCCUCACCGGCGGCUUCGAGGUCCACAUGUGGGAAGGCGACCGGCCUUCGCUGAUGGCGCCGUGUGUGCCCAACUUCGGAUCGGGAGUGGAGAGCGUGAUGCGGAUCCGGGCCUCGUCCAUCUCCCCGCCCUCGCUCGUGCCCAUCGCCUACACGCGGCCCUACACCGCCCUCGCCGUCUCCCCGGCCGCCUCCGUCGUCCCCACGUCGCCGGCGCUGACCGACCCGGCGUGUCCGUCGUCGGAGGCCUUCUCCGACGGCUUUGCCACGCCGUGCGCCGGCUCCUCCCCGGCGGACCCGCGGUCCCGCUUCCGGGCCGACACCGUCGCAGCGCCCGUCGAUGGCCUCGCGCCCUUCCGCACGUCGUCGUUCGACGAGGAGGAUUUCAUCGACCACGAGAUGCAAAUCCUCAAACAGAUCAUCAACCAAGAUAUCUUCUACGAGCUCAGCACGGAGGAGAAGCAGAUGAUGUGGAAGCACCGGGACGCCUGCAUCCGCGAGCACCCGCGGUCGCUGGCCAAGCUCCUGCUCUCCAUCGACUGGCUCGACCGCUCCGCCGUGCGCGCCUUCGCCUGCCGGUGCCUCCAGAACCUGUCCGACGAAGAGCUGGCCGUCUACGUGCCGCAGCUCGUCCAGGCCCUCAAAUACGACACCUACCACCACUCGGCCCUCUCUCAGUUCCUCCUCUCCCGAGGGCUGCGUUCUCGAUUGAUUGUGGGCCAGCGCCUGUUCUGGGAGGUGAAGGUGGCGAGCCAGAUCGAGCGCAACGUCAAGCCCAAGUGGGAUCCCAACGUGGCCUCGUCGCCCGCCAGCAGCGGAGCCUCCGAUGAGCGCGAGGUGCGGGGCAGCGGCGGCGAAGCCAUGGCCCUGCGCUACGGACUCCUCGCCGAGGCCUACCUUCACGGUAUUGGAGCGCAGCACAGGGAGGAGAUCAUGAAGCAGGUGUUCGUGAUGGAGGAGCUGCUGGCCCUGUCGCACGCGCUCAAGAAGAUCCCCAAGAACAAGCGCGACGCCUUCCUCAAGUACAAGCUCGCCCAGUUCCCCUUCCCCAAGGACGGCAUCACCCUGCCCCUCGAGCCUCGAAUGCAGGUGAAGGGCUUCGUUGUGGACAAGUGCAAGGCGCUCGAUUCCUUCACCGUUCCGUUGCGGCUGGUGUUCGACAACAAGGAGGACGUGGGCGAUCCGAUCACGGUCAUCUACAAGGCCGGCGACGACCUGCGCCAGGACGCCCUCACCCUCCAACUCAUCCGCGUCAUGGACACCCUGUGGAAGGACGAAGGGUUGGACCUGCGGCUCACCACCUAUGGUGUCAUGGCCACCGGCGAGAAGGAGGGCAUCAUCGAAGCUGUCCUCAAUUCGACCACCGUCGCCGAGAUCGCCAAGGAGGCCGGAGGGGCCACGGCGGUGUUCAACCCGCAGACCAUCUCCAAUUGGCUCAAGCAACAGAACCCCGACGACACCAAGUACGCCAUGGCCGUAGAGAAUUUCAUCUACUCGUGCGCCGGCUACUGCGUCGCAUGCUACAUUCUCGGCAUCGGCGAUCGGCACAACGACAACAUCAUGGUGACCAAGACGGGCCACAUGUUCCACAUCGACUUUGCACACUUUCUAGGAAACGUGCUCAGGUUUGGACCGAUCGUGCGGGACAAGGCGCCCUUCGUGUUGACUCCCGAGAUGGUGUACAUUAUGGGCGGCCGAGAGAGCCAACAGUUCCAACGCUUCAUUCGGCUGUGCUGCCGCGCCUACAAUGUGGUCCGCAGCCAUGCCAACGUCUUCACCAACCUCUUCGCCAUGCUGUCGUCAAAGAACGACAUGAACUAUCUGAUGAAGGCGCUGGCACCGGAGAUGACCGAAGAGGAGGCCGCCAAGACCUUCACGGGUCUCAUCUACAAGAGCCUCGACACCAAGACCACCCAACUCAAUUUUGCCGUACACAUCCUGGCCCACCGCGACUAG
This is a messenger RNA of Acanthamoeba castellanii str. Neff, 5949 nucleotides long. Its product is annotated as phosphatidylinositol 3kinase. The record is from RefSeq and is a predicted model, not a curated record. Gene Ontology annotation, molecular function: 1-phosphatidylinositol-4-phosphate 3-kinase activity; 1-phosphatidylinositol-3-kinase activity. Bases 1 to 5949 code for a protein of 1982 amino acids. The transcript has 37 exons. Gene Ontology annotation, biological process: phosphatidylinositol 3-kinase/protein kinase B signal transduction; phosphatidylinositol-mediated signaling; cell migration. Lineage: Eukaryota; Discosea; Longamoebia; Acanthamoebidae. Gene Ontology annotation, cellular component: cytoplasm; phosphatidylinositol 3-kinase complex; plasma membrane.